AUGUGUGAUGGUUUCGUACGUCAUGAGAAUUGGGACAUAUAUGGAAAUGAUAUAUCUCUUGCAGGUGGAGUUAUCGAUUAUGCUAGCUGCUGCUUAAUAUGUCAAGCAAAUAAAGAAUGUACUGCUUUUGUGUAUUCGCCAUCAAGCAAAGAAUGUUGGCCGAAAAAGAGUGUGGAAAGUGGUGGAAUCUUCAAUGACAAAAAAAUAUCUGGAUAUAAGGUAAACGUCUGUAAUGAUUUCGUACGUAAAGACAGGUGGGACAUACCUGGUAAUGACAUAUUAUCUUCUUCUAUUCAACAACCUGAUUAUGCUAGCUGUUGCUCAACAUGUCAAGCAAUUCAUGGAUGUUUUGCUUUUACAUAUUCACCAUCAAGUCAGCAAUGUUGGCCGAAAACAAUAAUUCCCAAUAUUCCAGUCGAUGCCCGAUGGAAACAGAAUGGAGUGACUGUUGCUGGAGGCCAUGGAAAAGGCAUUGCCAGCAAUCAACUUGACGGGCCUGAAGGUCUCUUUAUUAAUGAUGAUCAAACGAUGGUCAUCGCUGACUGCUGGAAUCAUCGUAUCAUCCAAUGGACGAUGGGUGAUACGAAUGGACAAGUAGUAGCUGGUGGCAAUGGCAACGAAAGUCGAUUGGAUCAAUUGACUCGACCAACCGAUGUGUUGAUCGACAAAGAGACGGAUAGUCUCAUUAUUUGUGAUUCAGGGAAUCACCGAGUGGUACGAUGGUCUCGUCAUCGUGGUACAACUCAAGGAGAAAUCCUCAUCGACAACAUCGAUUGUUUUGGGUUUGCCAUGGAUGAUCAGAGAUAUCUCUAUAUCUCUGAUACCGAAAAAGAUGAAGUAAGACGAUAUCAAAUAGGAGACAAGAAUGGAACUAUUGUGGCUGGUGGUAAUGGCAAAGGUACUCGUCUCAAUCAACUCAACAUUCCGACCUACAUCUUUGUCGAUCAACAACAGACUGUCUACGUGUCAGACAACUGGAAUUAUCGUGUGAUGAAAUGGAAUAAAGGUGCAGAAGAAGGAAUUCUCGUCGCUGGGAAUCAAGGCCAAGGGAAUGCUCUGACACAAUUGGGUCAUCCUAAUGGACUGUUCGUCGAUACAUUGGGUACCAUCUAUGUGGCAGAAUGGGGAAAUCAUCGAGUGAUGCGUUGGCCUAAAGGAGCGAAACAGGGCACUGUUAUUGUGGGUAGAAAUGGUAGAGGAGAAGGAGCAAAUCAGAUCGCGUUUCCCACAGCUUUGUCUUUCGAUCGACAUGGCAAUUUCUAUGUCGUCGAUCGGGGAAAUCAUCGUGUUCAACAAUUUUCAAUCGAAUAA
Rotaria sordida is the source of this 1311-nucleotide messenger RNA. Lineage: Eukaryota; Metazoa; Rotifera; Eurotatoria; Philodinida; Philodinidae. The record is from the annotation of a GenBank genome assembly.